AUGUCUGUUGAAGUUAAAAAAGAGGUGCCAAGUGAAAACCAACUUUUACGUGAAACUAAAACUAAUAAUAGUGAUGUGUCACACCUUGUUAAUAAUGGUAAUUCCGACGUUUUAACCAAUACAGAAAACGCUAUUAAUAUUGAAGGCCAAGUUAUACCACCACAACCAGAAUUGAAAAUUAUUCGUCGGAAAAUUAAUGGGUACGUUGGUUUUGCUAACCUACCAAAACAAUGGCACAGAAAAAGUAUUCGUCGUGGAUUUUGUUUGAAUUUAUUGUGCGUUGGUCAGAGGGGGUUGGGUAAAUCCACCUUGAUCAAUACUUUGUUCAACAAAAGAUUGUAUGAUGAUGUGAAUGAUCCAUUUAGUGAAAUUGAACUAGAAAAAGAUAUUGCCAGGAAAUUGCAGAACAUUUCUAUUGAUGAUGACCCUAAUGGUGUUGUUAAUACCAAUGAUAAUAAAGUUGCUAUCAAAGCUUUGUCUACGGAAAUUGAAGAAAAUGGCGUUAAAUUGAAAUUAACUGUUAUUGAUACUCCUGGGUUUGGUGAUUCCAUUGAUAAUUCCGACUCUUGGAAACCUAUUGUGAAGGAAAUAGACUCCAGGUUUGAUCAAUACUUGGAUGCCGAAAAUAGAAUUAAUAGAACACCGUUGGGUAGUAGAGAAGAUCCCAGGGUCCAUGCUUGUUUAUAUUUUAUUGAGCCUACUGUACAUGGGUUAAGGUCAUUGGAUAUCGAGUUUUGUACACAAGUGUAUUCUAAAUGUAACUUGAUUCCCAUUAUCGCCAAGUCAGAUAUUCUAACUGAUGAAGAAAUUGAGCAUUUCAAGAAAAUUAUUAUGAUCCAAUUGAACGAAGCUGGUGUUGAAUUAUUCCAGCCCCCAAUCUAUGAAAAAAGUGAUGAUAUCGAAACGGUAAAUUCUACCAAAAACCUUAUUGACAAGUAUCCAUUUGCAGUUACUGCAUCUAUUGAUUUGGUUCAGGCUUUGGAUGGUAGAGUAGUUAGAGGUCGUGCUUAUCCAUGGGGUUGCAUCGAAAUUGAUAAUGCUUCUCAUUCUGAUUUCAUCUAUUUAAGUGAUUUAUUAAUUAGGCAAUAUAUGGAAGAAUUACGUGAGAAAACAAAUAAUGUUUUAUAUGAAAACUAUAGAUCCAAUAAGUUGUUUGCUUUGGGUAUAAAACAAGACAAUAGUGUGUUUAGAGAAUACGACCCAGCUACCAGAUCUAUAGAAGAAAGGAAAUUACAUGAAGCUAAAUUAGCCAAACUAGAAUCUGAAAUGAAGUCUGUUUUUCAACAAAAGGUUUCAGAAAAGGAGAAAAAAUUGCAAAAAUCUGAAGCUGAAUUAUUUGCAAGACAUAAGGAGAUGAAGGAAAAAUUAACUAAACAAUUGAAAGCUUUGGAAGAGAAAAAGAAUCAAUUAGAACAUUCAAUGGUUAAUGCUGCCUCUGUGUCAGCUUCCUCACAGCCUACAAAAAAAAAGGGAUUUUUACGUUAG
This is a messenger RNA of Saccharomycodes ludwigii, 1485 nucleotides long. RefSeq names its product septin CDC3 (gene CDC3). NCBI's taxonomy places the organism in Eukaryota, Fungi, Ascomycota, Saccharomycetes, Saccharomycodales, Saccharomycodaceae. Bases 1 to 1485 code for a protein of 494 amino acids. The transcript has a single exon. Gene Ontology annotation, cellular component: cytosol; septin ring; septin complex. The record is from RefSeq and is a predicted model, not a curated record. Gene Ontology annotation, biological process: cytoskeleton-dependent cytokinesis. Gene Ontology annotation, molecular function: molecular adaptor activity; GTP binding; GTPase activity.